CUAUAAAUAGUUUCGACCAUCCAAGGAGAUACCCACCACUAGAAUCUUCAUCAACUUUCAGUCCUCAUUCAUCUCUCUCUCUCUCUCUCUGUAUCUCUUCCAUCACUCAUAUCUUCAGCCAUGGCAACUUCUUCCUCGCUGGUGUUCACCGUGCGGAGGCGCCAACCUGAGCUCAUAGCACCUGCGAAGCCCACUCCCCAUGAAUUCAAGGACCUCUCCGACAUUGACGACCAGGAAGGCCUUCGGUUUCAAAUUCCGGUGAUACAGUUCUAUCGCUAUGAUCCCUCCAUGGAGGGAAGAAACCCCACUCAGGCCAUCCGACAGGCGAUAGCAAAAGCACUGGUGUUUUACUACCCAUUUGCGGGUAGGCUGAGGGAGGGACCUCAUCGGAAACUCACGGUGGAAUGCACCGGAGAAGGUGUCAUGUUCAUUGAAGCCGAUGCUGAUGUAAGGCUGGAGCAGUUUGGCGAUGCUCUUCAGCCUCCAUUCCCUUGUCUAGAGGAGCUCCUUUUUGAUGUCCCCGGCUCCGGCGGAGUCCUCAACUGUCCUUUGUUGUUGAUUCAGGUGACCCGUCUGAUGUGCGGUGGCUUUAUCUUUGCCCUCCGGUUGAACCACACCAUGAGCGAUGCGGCCGGUCUGGUCCAAUUUAUGAACGCCGUUGGCGAGAUGGCACGUGGUGCACAUGCCCCAUCCGUGCCACCCGUGUGGCAGAGGGAGCUACUCAAUGCUCGGAACCCGCCACACGUGUCUUGUGUUCAUCGUGAGUACGAUGAAGUGGUGGACACAAGGGGCACAAUCAUUCCUCUAGAUGACAUGGUUCACCGGUCUUUCUUUUUCGGCCCAACCGAGAUCUUGGCCCUUCGGAGGCAUGUCCCUCCACACCUUCGCAAGAGCUCCACAUUUGAGGUGCUAACUGCGUGCCUGUGGCGAUGCCGCACCGUCGCCAUUCAACCGGACUCCGACGAGGUGGUCCGGAUGAUUUGCAUCGUCAACGCACGUGAUAGGUUCCAGCCACCCUUGCCGGCCGGAUACUACGGGAACGCUUUUGCCUUUCCGGUGGCGUUAUCUACGGCCGGAAAGCUGUGUCAGAAUCCAUUUGGGUAUGCAUUGGGAUUGGUGAAGAAGGCAAAAUCUGAUGUAACAGAUGAGUACAUGAGAUCAUUGGCAGAUCUUAUGGUGACCAGGGGCCGACCUCACUUUACUGUGGUAAGGUCCUACCUUGUUUCUGAUGUGACACGUGCCGGGUUUGCCGACGUGGAUUUCGGAUGGGGGAAACCCGCCUAUGGUGGGCCCGCCAAGGGGGGUGUAGGGGCCAUUCCUGGGGUUGCAAGCUUCUACAUCCCAUUCAGAAACAGCAAAGGAGAGGAUGGGAUUGUGCUACCCAUCUGCUUGCCUGGGCCUGCCAUGGAAAGGUUUGUUUGGGAGCUUCAGAGUAUGCUGAGGGAUCCAAUACAGCAACCACAUAUCCAGACCUCCACCUUCAUUACAUCAGCCAUCUGAACAGGAAUAGUGUAGUAUCUGCAGAAGCAUGACAUGGAUAUGGAUGGUGGAUGAGGGGUGAUGUAUAUCCUCUGGUGCACCUCAUCACCACAGGAUCAUGUAAUGGUGUGGUUGUCGCCUUGUCGGUGUGUUAAUCUUUGUGUGCUAGCAAGUCAGCAUGAUGAAAAUGAAGCUAGCUUUGUCCUUUGAGAGUGUGAACUGGCUAGACAAGGACUUAUUCCCCCUAGCUCGUUUUUAUGAAUUAUAACAGGCUUUAUGUUGUAUAGUUUUGAGCUGGAUCAUAUGAUACACGUGAUGAUCGAGAUGAUAAUUCCACUCAUUUGAGUCCACAAUUUUCUCUUCA
Messenger RNA from Nelumbo nucifera (sacred lotus), 1843 nucleotides. RefSeq names its product HXXXD-type acyl-transferase family protein. The record is from RefSeq and is a predicted model, not a curated record. NCBI's taxonomy places the organism in Eukaryota, Viridiplantae, Streptophyta, Magnoliopsida, Proteales, Nelumbonaceae.